This is a messenger RNA of Labrus mixtus (cuckoo wrasse), 9808 nucleotides long. It is a transcript of the gene plxnb1a, whose product is annotated as plexin b1a. Gene Ontology annotation, biological process: negative regulation of cell adhesion; axon extension; regulation of GTPase activity. Lineage: Eukaryota; Metazoa; Chordata; Actinopteri; Labriformes; Labridae. Gene Ontology annotation, molecular function: semaphorin receptor activity; protein binding. Bases 325 to 6933 code for a protein of 2202 amino acids. Gene Ontology annotation, cellular component: semaphorin receptor complex. The transcript has 38 exons. The record is from RefSeq and is a predicted model, not a curated record.
UGAAUCCUGUCAGAUGUGCAGCGCUGACCGUCCUGACUCACACCUCCGACUGUCUGUGGAUCCGAGGGGAACACCUUUACGCGCUCUGUCCCGAUCCGGUGUUUGUUUUUUUCCCCCUCCCUCUUAAAACAGAAACUUUACCGAAAGUCUCGAGCGGUUUUUUUAGGAGGAAAACUUAACAGUGACGUGAAGUGGAGCUGCUGGACCUCAUCACAGUUAGGCUACUUGUUCUGCUUGUUCGCGUGGAUGUGACUGAGGCUCUGUUCCACGCGACACCAUGCUCGGCUGAUUCACACACCUCACCGGACAAACAGAAUAUUUGCCAUGCUACAUGGGAAGACUCUGAAAUCCACCCUGCUCUUACUCCUCAUCCACAUCGUCUAUGUCACAGCCCAUGGUCGCUCCUAUCCUCGCUUCACCCGUAAUGACACUGAAUUCCAGCACCUGGUGCUCCACCCGGACCCCUCUUUGGGGACAGUGUAUUUGGGCGCCAGGGACCACCUCUUCCAGCUGGACGGAUCAGAUGGACUCCGCCUGGUGCAGGAGCAACCGACCGGUCCUGUGAGUGACAGCAAAGAGUGCCUCCCACCAGUCACGGAGUUUAACUGUCCCCAGGCCAGGAGAACCAGUAACCACAACAAGUUACUGCUGGUGGAUCCAAAGGCGCUGGAGCUGAUCACCUGUGGAAGCAUCCACCAGGGCACCUGUCAGAAACGCAGCCUGGCAUCGAUCAAGAAGGUCCUCUUCUCUACCGAAAGGCCCGUAGACACGCAGUAUGUCGCUGCCAACGAUCCUACUGUGUCAACUGUGGGGUUGGUGGUGGGACUGCGUGGAGGGGAGAAGACGGUGAUGUACGUUGGGAGGGGCUAUACCGCCAGCCAUCCGCCCAUCUCCACCCGCCAUCUUUCAUCAGAACCCGUCUUUUCCUAUGAGGAGACAGCCAAGCUCGCCGUGGCCGGGCGUUUGUCGGAAUACGACCACCACUUUGUGAAAGCUUUCACUCGACGCUCAUAUGUGUACUUCCUGUUUUACCGACGUGACAUCAAGUCAGUAUCCAGGGAGUACCGGACCUACGCUGCCAGAGUGUGCCUGGAUGACACAUCGUACUAUUCCUAUGUGGAAGUUCCUCUCGUCUGCAGAUCCGCUUCCUCUCCCUCCAGGACUUACAAUCUGCUGCAGGCUGCCCAGGUGGGCCAAGGUGUGGGCCAAGAAGGCGAGGACCUCCUGGGAGUCUUCUCCACCCGCGUGGGCUCGGCAAACAACAACCUCCCGGACGCCUCCGCUCUGUGCGUCUACCCGCUGGACGAGCUCGACAGACACAUCGACUCCACCCGCGACCUCUGCUACACCCAGGAUGGCCGGGUGGAGGGAAGAGGGGAGGUUGCCUACAUAGAAUACGAGGUCAAAUCCAGCUGUGCCAACCUGCCCAUGAAUACCCUUAAGGCAUAUCCCUGUGGCUCCGACCACACUCCCAGUCCAAUGGCAAGCCGAGCGCCGCUGGAAGCUAAAGCGGUGUGGCAAACCUCAGCUGCCCGUCUCACUGCUGUGGCUGUCAGUGUCGGAGAUGGACACAGCAUAGCCUUCCUGGGAGACUCCAAAGGGACUCUGCAUAAGGUCUACUUGGGCCAGCAGGACGGCCGUGUGGAGGUCUACGCAAACAUGACAAUUCAGCCAAACUCACCCAUCAACAGCGACCUUUUACUGGACAAGAACGGAGCAAACAUCUACAUCAUGACCAAGACCACUGUGGAGAAGCGUCCCGUGGCAGAAUGUGGAGACCACCUGGACUGUCAGUCCUGUCUGUCUGCCAGAGACCCCUACUGUGGCUGGUGUGUGCUGGAGGGACGGUGUGGUCAACGCUGGGAGUGCCAGCGAGGAUCUGAGCAGGGUCAGUGGCUGUGGAGCUUCAACCAGACGCAGCAGUGCCUCGGCAUCCAGCACCUCAGCCUCUACAACAUCAGCCGCGGGGAGGAAACUGAUAUCACAGUGUCUGUCGAAGGCCUCCCCAGUCUGGGUAAAGGAGAGGCCUACUCGUGCGUUUUCCACAACACAGAAACGCCCGCCUCGCUCACAAACACAGGCGUGAUUUGCCCCACCCCCGAUGCCGGCAGUCUGCCCCGGAUUGGUCAAGGAGAUGAGUUUGUGAUGGUGACCCUGUCGCUGCGGUUUACAAACGUGACUGUGGCAGAAACAGAGUUCACCUUCUACAACUGCAGCCUGGUCCAGCAGCUGUCAGGACGCAGGCCAUGCCAAGGGUGUGUGAGCAGUCGCUGGGGGUGUAACUGGUGCAUCCAUCAGCACGUCUGCACACACAAACAAACCUGCAGCCAAGGAGUCACAAUCUACAACCAAAAUUUCAAACCGCCAACACCCACCAUCCCUCCACCCACCAGAAAACCGACCCCCUUACCUCCCACUGUCCAAGCUGCUACAGCAACAUCAACAACAUCAACAUCAACAGCAGCAGCAGCAGCAGCAGCAGCAGCAGCAGCAACAACAACAACAACAACAACAACAACAACAACAACACAGCCCCCUCCCACAGAGAGGGGGCUCCCCACCACAACAGCUGUCCCUCCAACAACCACCAUCACCACAGCGACUACACCCACCUCCCCUAAUGCUGAACCCACCUCACUCCUUACGCUCGCCACCACCUCCCCCCUUGUCCAGCUCCUCGGCCAGUCCACCACCAUCCACCCUGACGUCACCACCAAUGGCGGAUCCCCCUUCUAUGUGGAGGAGACGACAGAGGGAAACAAUGGCACUACGAGGGGUCUUUUGAAGGAGAACUUGACUGAGACCUGGGAUAUCUCUGACAAAGUUCCCCACACUACAUUACCCAGCAGCACUAGAGGCCAGGUAGACCCUGAGCUGAGAUUCAUAGAGCCCUCCGGAGAAGCAGCGGGCUCCUCCUCUGAUGUCAGCUCCACCACCUCCAGCAGAGUCUCCCUCCUGAUGGACCUGUCCGUCAGCGAUGGGGAGGAGGGGGACCAAGCUGAAGAGAAGGACUCGCCUCUGUGGCUGAAUGAGGGCGACAACCCGGAGGAGGAGACACGUGUGGACUCUGCUACAGGUUCAGCUAGUGUCAGUGAAAAGUCAAUCACCUACACACCAUCCCCUGAAACAGUUAUCGAGCCCAUCUCUGAAUCCGCAGCAGACUACCAAUCAGAUCCUUCGACUGACUCGUAUGUCCGGGAAUGUCCGUGUGUGGAGAACAUCCAGGAUUCUUCUCUGCUCCCUGUGAAUGUGGAGAGAAAGAUCACUCUGGUGGGACAACACCUGCACCUGUUUCAGGAUGAGAGUUUGGACUAUGAGUGUGUGUUGGACGUGGAGAACGAGUCGGUGGUGGUGGACGCCUCCGUGGAGCUGGAUGCUACACAACCAUCAGUCUACUUGAUCACCUGCCAGCCGCACCAGUACGCUUAUUCUGUUUUCAUGGAGGAAUAUCCAGCCAAGAUCAACGUGAGGAGGAAGAACUUCUUCCUCAUCGACAGCCCCGAGGAUCUCUAUGUGACUCUGUUUAACUGCUCAGUGGGUCGCUCAGACUGCAGCCGGUGUCGCACUGCCGACCCGAAGUACGGCUGUGUUUGGUGCGGGGGUUCUGCCAGCUCCCACUGUGUGUACCAGGACUCCUGCAGCGAUAAGAUCCAGCACACCUGCCCUGCACCUGUCAUCCACUUUUUGGACCCUGUUUCAGGUCCUGUGGAGGGCGGGACAGUGGUGACCAUUUCCGGCUCUAACCUGGGUCAGAGAGCUGAAGACAUCCAGAACUCGGUGACAGUGGCGGGAGUCCCCUGCAGCGUCAUCCACAGCAGAUAUGAAGUCUCCUCAAGGAUCGUUUGUGAGACUACGAGCAGUGGCGGCGAGAAGAACGGUCAGGCCUCGGUCAAAGUGAGGGGAGGAGGGCUCGGACUGUCAGCUCAGGUCUUCAGCUUCCAGGAUCCUGUACUGAGCAGCAUCUUCCCCCAGAGAGGGCCCAAGGCGGGGGGCUCGGCCCUCACCAUCAGAGGCCGCAGGCUGAGGACGGGGCACCCGAGUGAGGUCAGCGUCCUCAUCGGGGGAGUGCUCUGUAUGGUGCUGAACAUCCAGGAGGAUCAGAUCCGCUGUCUGACCAGAGGCAGCAACAGGACGGGAGAGCACGGCAUCACUGUGCGGUUUGGAGGGGCAGAGCGCCAUCUACAUGGUUUGGUGUAUCAUUACACCCCAAACCCCAACAUCACAAUGGCUGCUCCCUCCAAAAGCUUUCUCAGUGGGGGCCGGAUCAUCAGAGUCUCUGGUAAGAACCUGGAUGUGGUCCAAGAGCCCAAAAUGAGAGUGACCCUCAGUCCCCCUGAUACCCUCCCUCCAAGGAGGAGGAGGAGCAUCUUAAGGAGGAGAGAGGGGAGCCUGAACAGAGGACAGAGUCUUCUGGGUUCAGUGAAGAGGUGGAGGAGGAUCGUACCCGAGGCGGACUGCCCCGAGGGAACCCUCUGUCAUGUCAAACAGUACGAGUCUCUCUGCACGGUGAACAGCUCCUCCCUCAUCUCAUGUCCGACCCCGGCUGUGGGCCAAGAGGCCAGGAGGGCCAGGGUCAAAGUCCACUUCCUGUUGGACAGCCUCCAUUUUGACUUCGGCAGCGUGGGGAACGAGGCCUUCAGCUACGAGCCCAACCCUGAGCUUUACUCGCUGAACCGGAACGACCCCAACACGGCGUACCACCACAAACCUGGAAGCAUCAUCUCUGUGGAGGGCGAGAACCUGGAUCUAGCCAUCUACAAACAUGAGGUGGAGGCUCGGAUAGGGGAGGGGGUGUGUUCGGUGAAGACCCUGACCCACAACCACUUGUACUGUGAACCUCCGGCUCAGCAGCCAUCGGUGACCGGCAAGAAGCAGGACGGCAUGGACAGUCUGCCUGAGUUCACGGUGAAAAUGGGGAAUCUGAACUUCUCCCUGGGCAGAGUCCAGUACGACACUCAGGCUCAGUCCACGUUCCCGCUGGAGGCUCAGGUCGGAGUCGGCGUGGGAGCCUCCAUAGUGGCUCUGAUCGUGCUCAUCAUAGUGCUCAUAUACAGGAGGAAGAGCAAACAGGCCAUGAGGGACUAUAAGAAGGUUCAGAUCCAGCUGGAGAAUCUGGAGACCAGUGUGAGGGAUCGCUGUAAGAAGGAGUUCACAGAUCUGAUGACCGAGAUGAUGGACAUGUCCAGUGAUCUGGUGGGUUCAGGGAUUCCCUUCCUGGAUUACCGGGCCUACGCCGAGCGCAUUUUCUUCCCGGGCCACCAGGAGUCGCCACUGAGACGAGAUCUGGAUGUCCCAGAGAGCAGAAGGCAGACUGUGGAGCAAGGCCUGGUUCAGCUGUCCAACCUGCUCAACAGCAAACUCUUUCUCACAAAGUUUAUUCACACUCUGGAGGUGCAGCGGACGUUCUCGCCCCGGGACCGGGCCUACGUGGCGUCCCUGCUGACUGUGGCGCUGCACGGCAAACUGGAGUACUUCACAGACAUCCUGAAGACUCUGCUCAACGAUCUGGUGGAGCAGUACGUGGCCAAGAACCCCAAACUGAUGCUCAGGAGAACGGAGUCGGUGGUCGAGAAGCUCCUGACCAACUGGAUGUCCAUCUGUCUCUUUACCUUCCUGAGGGAAUCAGCGGGGGAGUCGUUCUACAUGCUGUUCAGAGCCAUUAAGCACCAGGUGGAUAAAGGACCCGUGGACGCUGUGACCGGGAAAGCAAAGUACACGCUGAACGACAACCGGCUGCUGCGCGAGGACGUGGAGUACCGCACGCUGACCCUGAAUGUCGUGAUGCCAGCUGCAGCCGCCACUGGAGGCGCUAUAAACCAGACCGUACCCGCCAAAGUCCUGGACUGUGACACCAUCACCCAGGUGAAGGAGAAACUUCUGGAACAAGCGUGGAAGGGAACCUCCUUUUCCCAGAGGCCGCACAUCGACUCCUUGCACCUCGAGUGGCGUGCAGGUGUAGCCGGUCACCUGAUCCUAUCAGACGAGGACCUGACGUCGGUGGUACAAGGCUCAUGGAAGCGCCUGAAUACACUGCAACACUACAAGGUCCCCGACGGAGCGACGGUCGCCCUCGUCCCCAGGAACACCAAACAUCUCCUCCAUGACAGCCACGACUACAUGCCGGGAGAGAAGACCCCCAUGCUGGACGACGGGGAGGAUGGGGGAGUGAGACUUUGGCACCUCGUCAAAGCCAACGAGGAGUCGGAGUUGCCCAAGCACAGGAGGGGCAGCGUGAGGGAGAGGGGGGGCGAGAGGGCCAAGGCCAUCCCCGAGAUCUACCUCACUCGCCUGCUCUCCAUGAAGGGAACGCUGCAGAAGUUUGUGGACGAUUUAUUCACCGCCAUCCUCAGCACCAGUCGUCCCGUUCCUCUGGCCGUCAAAUACUUCUUUGACUUGUUGGACGAGCAGGCUCUGCAGCACGGCAUCGCAGACCCUGAGACCAUCCACAUCUGGAAAACCAACAGUCUGCCUCUGCGAUUCUGGAUCAACAUCCUGAAGAACCCUCAGUUCAUCUUCGAUGUGCAGACCUCAGACCACGUGGACGCCGUGCUGUCCGUCAUCGCUCAGACCUUCAUGGAUUCCUGCACCAUCGCUGACCACAAACUGGGACGGGACUCUCCCAUCAACAAGUUGCUGUAUGCCAGAGACAUCCCGCGCUACAAACAGAUGGUGGAGAGGUACUACGCAGACAUCCGUCAGACCAUCUCAGCCAGUGACCAGGAGAUGAACUCGGCUCUUGCAGAACUCUCUCGCAAUUAUACCGCCGAGGUCAACUGCCUUGUGGCUUUACACGAGCUGUACAAGUACAUCAACAAAUACUACGAUCAAAUCAUCACCGCGCUGGAAGAGGACCCCACAGCGCAGAAGAUGCAGCUCGGUUAUCGGCUCCAACAGAUCGCUGCUGCCGUAGAAAACAAAGUCACAGACCUAUGACCCGGACGGGGUCAGGAUAGAUUCUUUCCUUAAACCCUUGGAGCAGAGGACAAAGACAGGAGGAGCUCCUGUCUCCAGGAGAAAAAAAGACAACUCUUCUUUUUAAGACAGGCCGAGGACGAAGGGACUUCUCGGUACACACUGUGCUUGUGCUGUAAUUUUUGGCAGACGGAUUUUAAGUGAAGCGAGAAUAACCCCGAGAGGUUCACUGGCCGUGUUUCCUGUCCUGAAGUCUCCCUUGAAGUUUCCUCAGCUCCUAAAACUGGAAGUAAAAGGAGCUCUGAGGGCGACAAAGAGAGAGAAAAUGUGAAGUGAAGCACAUCAAACUAAAGACCUGACAUCUCUCUUCAGGGUUUCCCAGGUUUGAUUCAAACUAAAGGGAGACGUCAAAUGAAAAGACACUUUGUUGUUUCCUCUUGUCUCUAUAUGCUCGAUUUCCAAACUGCACCGAUCAUUCCUGCAAGUUUCCGCUUCCGCUUACCGCAGGCUGUACGUCUUCUUCAAAAGGGAAGGAUGCUGUGGGGGAAAUAAGGAGGCAAAGGGAAAGAGAUCGGACCGCUUUGGACUUUUUCCACCGGGUGUGUCAAAGUCUUACAUGAGGAGGAAUAAAAAAAGAAACUGUGGAGGGAGGCUCUUUCAUUCUGCUUUUAGCUUCCUCAAACUAUUCUCCCAAGUCUUACUUUAUGAUCUUUCCUCAGCCGGUGUUGGACAUUUUCUUGCUCAUUGUAAACAUGAUUUAUUUUUUAUUUUUUUAAAGCUUCAAAUUAUCGCUGAUUUUCUGCGGUUUAUAGAUGCUGUCUUGUGUAGAUUGAGCAGUGUUCUGUAAAGGUGUUGUUGUGUUGAACAUGCAGCACACAGAAGCCCCGUUUCCACCAAGCGGUCCGGUUUGGUUUAGUACAGUUUGGUACGGUAAACCCUUGAGUUUCCACAGGCCACAGCGGCAGGCCAAAAGUGCAGACAGCCAAUAAAUCCAACAAAGAAGAAGAAGGUGAUGCAAUAAUCAAAGAUCAAUGAUUCCUAGGAAGGUCUUUGCAAAAGAAGCAAAAACAGCCUUUAAUUUACUCUCUCCAAAUCCACAAGAUAUUUACACAUGGUGUGUUUUCUCCUUUAUUACGGCUGUCUCACAAAAAGUGAUGAUUCUUUCGACCAAUCAAAGGACUGCAGUGUGUCUAGCUCCAACCUUUAGGGUCAGAUCGGUACGCUUGGUACCCCAACAGAAGGGUACCAAAAAAAUAGGAGGGUGCGGAUCAGAUAUUUUGGUAUCCUUCCCUCAGUACUGUACUGAACAGAACUGAACCGGACCACGUGGUGGAGGCGGGGCUUAAUACUCUCAGCUUGCUCUCUUCACACUUUCACUUUCUGCUGCCGUGAAUGUUCCUCUUUUUUUUUUUUUAUGCAACGUUUUGCAAAUAUAAUUUUUUUUCUAAGAUACGCCCCGGACACUGAGAUAAAAGGUUCUCUAAGCUCACUCCUGAACUGAUCCGUCCUUAACAAAAGCAUCAAAGUUAAACUUUCUGCACAACUUAAACUACAUUGUUUAUCGGACAUUUUAGUUCCCCCUGUAGGAGCGUUUUCUACCGUUGGCCAUGUUUUAUUCCACAGGAUGUUUUUUAUAUCUAUGAUUGCAGCAUUUUUCUUCUUCUGUAGAAACAACCCCCACAUCUCAAUCCUCAGGAUUCCGUAAAUUAAAUAAAUUAAAUUGUAUUUUUCACGUUUCAUUCGGACGGUUCUGCGUGUUGAAAAUAGUCAUUGCAUCAGCUGAUCAUAGUUUGAGUUUUCCGUCUAGACUCUGACCUCGUCACUCCUCGUAGAUUUAUUUACCAUGCAGAAAUUGAGGAGUGAUGACAUCAAAUCUUAAACCCCCUCUGCUCUGAGCCUGCAGGAGGGUGCUGGGGUGGAGGUGGGGCCUUAAGUGCAGCACCUGGGGACUCCACAUACGGAGUCCUCCAAGCAGGAUGCCCGGGUUCAAAUCCGACCUGUGGCUCCUUUCCUGCACGUCUGUCCCCUCUCUCUCUCUCUCUCUCUCUCUCUCUCUCUCUCUCUCUCCCCCCCCCCCAAUUUACAACUCUAUCCAUUGUCCUGUCUCUAAAGGCAUAAAUAGACCGCUCAGUCAGGAGGAUGUGUGUGAUUGGAGGUUGUGAGAAUGGCGCCUGUGCAGCCUCAGUUGUCUGCCUGAACGAGCUCAUCACAUGGACAGGUUUCAUUUGCCUUCAGGUUUAUCAUCAAUCCUUUUUAACAUUUUUCAUCUUCUACAUUUGUAAGAUGUUUUGGUAGCAGUCAUUAUUACCUUCUCUCUUUCUUCCCCUCCUCCUGUAAAUGUUUCUGAAAGGAGUUUUUCCUUUAGAUGGUCGUUACAGCUGAUUUGAUGUGACUUAAAAAAAGUGACCAGAGAGCUGCUGGGAAAGUCUUUAUCUAGUUUUAUCCAAUUUAAUUUAUUUUUUUAUUUAUUUUAUUGCAUAUUUGUUUCAUGUUAUUUUUCAAACAUGUAAAAACUAAUUGUUGCUGAACUCGUUUUCCUGUCAGAUCUCCAUCACCUGGUGACGUCAGGAAAAAGGCUUGAAGCCGUGCCACAUUUCCCCUCUCUUCUUUUUACACGUUUCUUCUACUUUCAGAAGCCGUUGAGAACCAUGAUUUUGACUGAGGUUUUAUUCUGUACAUGAACAAGUUGUUUUUCAUCAGUUUGUUUUAUCCACGCUCGUGUUUUGCCUGUGGAUUUCUUUGGGAAUACAAAAAUCCCUCUCUGAUGUUCGGCCCUGAUUCUGUAGAUAAUUACUGUUCUGAAGUAACUCUGACUUUAGUGUUCUCCAACUAAUCAAUAGGACAAACCUAACAGCAGCUUAAUGUGAUGCAAUAAAGUGGUCCCAGUGUUCAACAA